AACAUCUUACGAAACAUGAAGGCUUUGCUGCUUCUGUGUUUUAUUGCCCUGUCUGCAGUUCUGGACAUUUCAGAAGCUAACGAGCAAUCGCCUCUGGCAGACAAGAAAAGUGUUCCUAAAAACCUGCUGGAAAAUUUAAAGAAAGAACUUAACAAACAAGCCAAAGGCAUAAGUUACUUUGCUGGAGAAAAGGGAAUUGAACCAAAAUAUCUUGACUGUCAGGAAAUCUAUGAGAACAACACCGCAGCUGCUAAUGGAGAGUACACUAUCUUCGCUGAUCCAACAAUGCCUGGAAAGAAGGUUUACUGCGACAUGAGCAGCAAAGGUUGGACACUGAUACUUCAACGCAAAAUGGAGAAUGACAUUAGCUUCCACCAGGACUUUAAAAUGUAUGCAAAUGGAUUUGGGGAAACAAGGAAUUCCUACUGGCUUGGUAAUGAGUUUGUGCAUCAACUUACUAAAAAAAAUAAGUACUUGUUACGUGUUGUAUUCCGCACAGCUGAUGGCAAAUUCCCUUUUGCUGAGUAUGAUUACUUUAAGCUGGAAAAUUCCACUUUAUUCUAUACUAUCAGAAUUGGAUCGUACCAGAAAAGUACAGCCGAGGAUGGCUUCAGCUCCCCUUCAUGGAAGAAUAAGGUAGAUAACAUAGCAUUUAGCACCAGCGAUAAAGAUAACGAUCUGUCUCCUGCCAACUGCGCUGCUGCCUUCAAGUCUGGCUGGUGGUUUGAAGACUGCUAUUCCUCCAUUUUGACACUGCCAGGUUAUAUCAAAUGGCAGGGCACAUGUGACAGUGAGACAAAAAUAUGCCCAUAUGUGAAAAUGAUGAUUAGAAGAAACCCUAUCUAAAUUGCAGUUCAUCAUCCAGACAAUGAAUUCACUAUGAAAAUGAAACAAAGAUUCCUUCAGUGAUAUAAUGAUAUUAAUUUCAACUAUUCUUUGUUUAGCUACUGUUUAUUUGUCAUCUCAGCACAAGGGAUGGUCAUGUCAUAAGUCAGCUCAUCUAAUAAAAGCAUUAUAUGUGUUUUGUGUAUUUUAAUUUUCAGUGCAAUGUAUCAUAGCGAUGCCUUCUGUCCUGCAUGUUUAGUAUUAGCUACACAUGCUGUUGAUUUGUAGAUCCUUGUACAAUUGUGCAAACUUAGUUGAAUAGAAUAAUAGAGAUAACAACUAUACAAAACCACAACUUUUAAAAUAAAAGCUAAAUACAUAUAUUUACUGCUGUCUGCAAGUGAAAGAGAAACACAUAUCCAUGAAAUAAUGAUUAAAAAGUUAUUUUUUCAUGCUGGCCUGCUUAGGUUUUGAUAAUCAGGGAAAUGAAGAACAAUGCAUGCAUUUCAGAUAAAGUAAAUAAAUAAACAUGCAACAAGAUGAGUGAAAAAUCAACAAAACGAACAUCAGAGGUAAUAGAAAUACAGCACUGCACUAACAUAUGUGAAGCUGAAAGAGGCAUACAUACUACCUUUAUAAUUUAACUGGAUUUCAAAUGCAGCUAAGAAUUGAUUUCAAUAUCAAGAAACAGAAAUACUUAAAACUGUAAUAAAUGUAUCAAAUAUAACGAAAUGUAACCUGAAAUGUUUCACAAGUCCAUGCAAAAAAUAAAAAAAAAUGUGCAUU
This is a messenger RNA of Protopterus annectens (West African lungfish), 1611 nucleotides long. RefSeq names its product angiopoietin-4-like. Bases 16 to 846 code for a protein of 276 amino acids. The record is from RefSeq and is a predicted model, not a curated record. NCBI's taxonomy places the organism in Eukaryota, Metazoa, Chordata, Ceratodontiformes, Protopteridae. The transcript has 2 exons.